Molecule: messenger RNA, 411 nt
Organism: Lactuca saligna
Lineage: Eukaryota; Viridiplantae; Streptophyta; Magnoliopsida; Asterales; Asteraceae
Source: the annotation of a GenBank genome assembly
AUGACUCUGGCCACCCUCAAUGAAAACAUCAUCUCGGAAAAACCUCUGAAGUCUCCCCAUAAUGAUGCAAUUCACCCUGAUCCUGAUGAGGAACACCCAUCCAAAUUCAUGUUUAAUGAAGAUAGUGCUUCCAUUGAUGCUCCUCUUGUUGGAUCAUAUAUUCUCUAUUCUCAGAAACCAUCUUCAUCCAAGCUAGCUUAUGGCAUUGGACUGUCCAUUUCCUCUUCUGAACCAGAUAAUGAUGAAAUUAAUAUUGACGAUCAAGCUCACAACAAUCGUGAAGGAAAUACUAAAACCAAUCAUCCCAAGUAUGAUCAAGCAACCACUACAAACAAAUUUGGCCCUUCUGAACCACCUAUGAAUCCAGAGCAUGAUAAAUCCAAGACAAUGAGUUCCUCUUUGGACACAUGA